AUGGAGACUUCAUUUUCCGGGAAUCUGAAUCAGAGAAAGAAAAUCAAUUCUGGGGAGUACCCAGAAACGGAGUUUUUAAAAGCAUUUGCUGAAAUGGCGAGAAGGGUUUGGUUGGAUUUGCGAUCUGAAACUCCUCUAUCACAGGUGAGGAGGCUACCUUCUGAAACUCCAAAAAUUUGCAAUAUUUGCCUCGCAAGCUUCUCUCUCAUUGGUUCUCCACCACCUUUUUCUAAUUCGGUGAACUUAAAAUGUUCCCUCCCUCGCUUUAACUAUCAUAAAGCCAUUGCUGAACUGAAGAAAAACAGAGUGAAGAAACAGAGGCCAGAGAUGGUGGUGAACUCCGGUGAGCCUACGACGGAGCCAUGGUUCAAACCCAAGAAAGGAAGCGUAAUUCCGGCGAAGAGAAGGUCUGUGAAGAAGAUGAUGUUCGACUCCAUGGUUCAAUCUGUUGCUUCUCUGUUUCAAUCUUUCUCUUUUUGUUUCUGUGGCAGCUCUGAUAUGAAACAGAGCAACAAAUGAAAAGAUCGAUAACGGGAAGAAAAAGAAGAAGAAGAAGAACAACAACAACUAGAUCAAGUGUGUCUUUCCAUACGCAUAGGGUUCCGUUUGUAAUUACCAAUUGAAUUCUGUCUUCUACCACAUAUUUUUUCAUUUAGAUUGUCUGAAAAUGU
Molecule: messenger RNA, 671 nt
Organism: Ilex paraguariensis (yerba mate)
Lineage: Eukaryota; Viridiplantae; Streptophyta; Magnoliopsida; Aquifoliales; Aquifoliaceae
Source: the annotation of a GenBank genome assembly